AUGGAUGCGCUGUUAACAAAGUUUAAUGAGGAUAGGAGUUUCCAAGAUGAAAACCUAUCUCAACCGCAAAAAAGGAUAAGAAUUGUCGAUGACAAUCUUUACAACAAAUCGAACCCAUUCCAACUAUGUUAUAAAAAACGUGACUACGGUUCCCAGUACUACCACAUUUAUCAGUACCGCCUAAAAACUUUCAGAGAACGCGUCUUAAAGGAAUGUGAUAAGAGAUGGGAUGCAGGUUUUACCUUGAAUGGCCAAUUAGUCCUAAAAAAGGAUAAAGUGUUAGAUAUUCAAGGAAACCAACCGUGUUGGUGCGUAGGAUCGAUAUAUUGUGAAAUGAAAUACAAACCAAACGUACUGGACGAAGUGAUCAAUGAUGCUUAUGGUGCACCAGAUUUAGCUAAAAGUUAUACCGAUAAAGAGGGUGGUUCUGAUGAAAUCAUGUUGGAAGAUGAAAGUGGAAGAGUGCUUCUGGUGGGUGAUUUUAUUCGGUCUACACCCUUCAUCACGGGCGUUGUUGUGGGCAUACUAGGUAUGGAAGCUGAAGCCGGGACAUUUCAAGUUUUGGAUAUAUGCUAUCCCACUCCCUUAUUACAAAAUCCUUUUCCUACACCAAGUGCUGCCUCUCAACCUAGAGGCAAAAUUGCGCUUGUCUCUGGAUUGAAUCUCAACAAUACAUCGCCCGAUAGGUUAUUGAGAUUGGAGAUUUUGAGAGGAUUUUUGAUGGGGAGAAUCAGUGACGAAAUUGACGAUAUUUCUAAAAUUGGUAGAUUACUGAUAUGUGGUAAUUCUGUUGACUUUGACAUUAAAAGUGUGGGCAAGGACGAACUGAUGACUUCUCUAACUGAAUUCAGUAAAUUUCUACACAAUAUCUUGCCAUCUAUAUCCGUUGAUAUUAUGCCCGGCACCAACGAUCCCAGUGAUAAGUCUCUACCGCAGCAGCCCUUCCACAAAUCAUUGUUUGACAAGUCCCUAGAAUCUUACUUCAAUGAUUCCAAUAAAGAAAUUUUGAAUCUAGUGACCAACCCUUAUGAAUUCAGCUAUAAUGGUGUGGACGUUCUAGCUAUUUCAGGCAAGAACAUCAACGAUAUUUGUAAAUACGUAAUACCAUCAAAUGAUAAUGCGAAAAGUGGAGAAGAAGUUGCACAAGAAGAGAGUGAUGAUUUUAAAGACGAUAUAGAGCAUCGAAUGGAUCUUAUGGAAUGUACCAUGAAAUGGCAAAACGUCGCGCCCACCGCACCUGAUACCUUAUGGUGUUAUCCGUAUACCGAUAAAGAUCCGUUUGUAUUGGAUAAGUGGCCCCACGUUUACGUUGUAGCCAACCAGCCAUAUUUCGGGACAAGAUUAAUGGAAAUAGGUGGUAGAAACAUAAAGAUAAUAUCUGUCCCUGAAUUCAGUUCAACUGGGAUGAUAGUAUUGCUGGAUUUGGAAACCUUAAAAGUAGAGACGGUCAAGAUUGACAUAUGA
Molecule: messenger RNA, 1464 nt
Organism: Saccharomyces paradoxus
Lineage: Eukaryota; Fungi; Ascomycota; Saccharomycetes; Saccharomycetales; Saccharomycetaceae
Gene: POL31
Product: DNA-directed DNA polymerase delta subunit POL31
Exons: 1
Coding region: 1-1464 (487 amino acids)
Biological process (GO): DNA replication; DNA strand elongation involved in DNA replication
Cellular component (GO): delta DNA polymerase complex
Molecular function (GO): DNA binding
Source: RefSeq, a predicted model, not a curated record